Panicum virgatum (switchgrass) is the source of this 630-nucleotide messenger RNA. Its product is annotated as myricetin 3-O-rhamnoside 1,2-glucosyltransferase UGT709G2-like. The coding region runs from base 1 to 630 and encodes 209 amino acids. Lineage: Eukaryota; Viridiplantae; Streptophyta; Magnoliopsida; Poales; Poaceae. The record is from RefSeq and is a predicted model, not a curated record. The transcript has 2 exons.
AUGGCUGUGGCUGCGGUGCACGUGCUUGUGUUCCCAUGGCCUCUGCAGGGGCACAUCAACACGUUCGUGCCAUUCAGCAAGGCCCUCGUGGACUCCGGCGUGCACGUCACCGUCUUGCACACCGACCACAACCUCCGCCGGGUCCGAUGCACGGCGGCGACGCCACGCCUCCGCUACCUGUCGAUCCUGGACGGCCUCCCCGACGACCACCCCCGCUCGGUGGGCGACAUCUUCACGCUCAUGGAGACCAUGUCGACGGCGGGCAGCGCCGCCUACCGCGCGCUGCUCCUCUCCCUGCUAUCACCCGGCAGCGGCGGCGAGUUCCCACUGGUGACGUGCGUCGUGGCCGACGGCAUCAAGCUGUUCGCCAUCGACAUCGCCGAGGAGCUCAGCGUCCCGGUGCUCGCCUUCCGCACGGCCAGCGCGAACAGCUUCUCGGCGAGGCUGCUGGAGCUGGGCGAGACGCCGCUCCCCGUGGACGACCCCGUGCACGGCGUGCCCGGGAUGGAGGGUGUCCUGCGGCGGCGGGACCUUCCACGCCUCGCCCCCGUCGCCGACGGCCAUCCCACCGAGAGCGCGGUGGCGGCCGGCGUGUUGCCAACGAAAAAUAUCAUGUGUGAAACAAAUUGA